UUCCGUGUACCUGCGCGCGGUGCCGAGGGACUGAUCCGGACCGGAGCAGCUUAAAGCCGGGCGUUUCUGUGUGUGUGUGUGUGUGUGUGUGUGUGUGUGUGAGAGAGAGAGAGAGAGAGAGGGGCUGAGCAGGAUGGAGGGAGAUUUGCUGCUGCUGCAUGUCGCUAAUUUUAGCACGUUGUUCGUGUGCAUGGUGCUGAAACUGCCGCAGAUUGUGGUGCUGAUGCGCGCGAAGACAACAGCUGGAGUGAGUCUGAACAGCUUGCUGCUGGAGCUCAUGGGGUUCAUAGUGUUCGUCUCCUAUCAGAUGUACUAUAAUUAUCCUCCUCCCACCUACCUGGAGUAUCCCAUCCUCAUCGCACAAGAUGUGAUCCUGCUGAUUCUCAUUCUGCACUAUAACAGAAACAUGAAGCACAGUCUCAUCUAUGCAGUUGUGUUUGUUGGUGGCUGGAAGCUUCUCACCGUGGAGAAGUGGAUCAUCGACACGGCCAUGAGUGUGUGUACGCUCAUCAGCGCGGGCAGUAAACUCCUGCAGCUCCAGUGUCUGUGGAGAUCCAAAGACUCGGCUCAGGUCAGCACUUUAACCUGGGCGUUGGCGUCGUACACGUGUCUCGCGAGGAUCUUCACUACUACGGUGACUACCGGAGACACUCAGGUUCUGAUCCGCUUCGUGGCCAUGGCCGUCCUGAAUCUGUGGGUGACGGCUACCGUGAUCUACUACAAACCCAGCGCCAAGAAACGCGACUGAGCCCGAGUGAUCUCUGACAUCACUUCCUGACGCGCGGAAACAUCGAUCGCGCGACUGUGUUCAACAUGAAAUAUGCAACGCAUCACAGACCAACACACUCCGCUGAACCAGGCACGGGAUGAAGCUGAUUGGUCAGCGCCGCUCCGGUUAUCUCUUGAUAUUAUUAACAAGUUCUACAGUUAUUGAUCACUUUUAACAUUCUUGACUCAGGGUUCUGGUUUAUUCUCUUUUUAUACUUUAAUAUUAGUUUACAGAUGUAUUCGGGUGAAUGUUAUUCAAUAACACCUGCUUAUUAACGGUUCUCCAGGAAUAGUAUUGAUACCUUUCUAUAUUUUCUGAGUAUUAAUGUUGUUUGAUGUACCAACACACGCGUCUGAAACAUUUCCAUUAAGGUUUUGGGACCUUUAGUUUAAACUAAUUUUGAAUACUUCUGUUUAAUAUUUAGGAUUUAUACUGCAUACAAAUGGACCAAAUUUGUAAAGAUUUUUAGUGUUUACAUUUCCAGUGGAAGGAUAUGCACAGUAAUAGUUUUUAAAAAUCUUUGAUAUGUAAACUACUAUAUUAAUGGUGUAAUAGUGGCAUUUCAUAGGAGGUUGCUGUCAUGCAGAAACCUUAUAUUUUCUAAACCAUUACAUUUUAGGAAAUUAAAAAAGGGGAAAAAAACAUGAUGAUGGUUUGAGGAUCCAGUGGAGGUUUUCAUUAAUAUUGAUUUUUUUUUUUACUCACAAGCUUUUAAAACAUUUCAAUGGUUAAAUGUUUGUAAAAACCUUUAAACAAAGACUGAAAAUUUAUGAAAAAUAAAAUAAUAAAAAUUAGCAUACCAAUGACCAAA
Messenger RNA from Clarias gariepinus (North African catfish), 1580 nucleotides. It is a transcript of the gene slc66a3, whose product is annotated as solute carrier family 66 member 3. The record is from RefSeq and is a predicted model, not a curated record. The transcript is spliced from 7 exons. NCBI's taxonomy places the organism in Eukaryota, Metazoa, Chordata, Actinopteri, Siluriformes, Clariidae. Bases 134 to 748 code for a protein of 204 amino acids.